This is a messenger RNA of Ceraceosorus bombacis, 3555 nucleotides long. The record is from the annotation of a GenBank genome assembly. NCBI's taxonomy places the organism in Eukaryota, Fungi, Basidiomycota, Exobasidiomycetes, Ceraceosorales, Ceraceosoraceae.
AUGUCGGCGUCGACAUCCAAGACGAACUCCAGAGCUGGCUCUAGCGAUACGCUCAAGUUGGCCAAAGCUGCGGAUGCAGCUGGAGAUGAUGGCCUGAACACACCUCCACCCCGCACAUCUUCACCUGCCGCUGCUGCUAAUGGAGGCAGGUCGUUCGCGGAACAGAGUGCUGGCAGGGGUCGACCUAGAGCUUCGAAAGAGCAGACUGUCGACCCAAAGGUGAGCGCGGCUGGGAAAGCGUUGAAAAGGCUCGGCUUCGCGUCAGAAACCUCACCGCCUGACUUUUUGCUCAUCCUACUACACAGGAGGAGGAAGCUCGACGCAAAAAGCUCAACUUUUUGCUUCAAAAGAGCGGUGUAUACUCCAAGAUUAUGCAGCAAAAGAUGGACAAGGAGAGGGAAAAGCGUUUGGCAGCUGAAAAGAAAAAGAGGAGCGAAGCUUCUUCGAGCAAGGAUGUGGGCAAGUCCCACGCUGACUCUAGCGAGAAUGUGAAACGCGGGGAAGGUGGACUCAAUGGAGCAAGCGAUGCGCGCAGAACCACCCGAGGCGGCGAUCAACACAAAGCUGCGCCUCUGCCAAAGAGGAACCGGAACGAUGCUCCACGUAAGAAAGAAGGCUAUGAGCUGUCCAACUACAUUGAUGAGGAUGUGGUGAAGGCGGCAGCAGCUGCCAAGACGGACUCGGACGACGCGAAAGCGUCAAAGAAGCGCAAGACGGAAAACGGUAAUGGUGUGGUUGUCAAGUCUGAAGGAGAGGCGCAAACAGAAUCUGCUCAGCAGGAAGACGAGGAUGAAGAGGAUGUCAAGGGCAGACAACCUGCUCUGAUCACUGGUGCUACGAUGAGAAAGUAUCAGCUUGCAGGUUUAGAGUGGAUGGUCAGCCUGUACGAAAACGGCCUGAAUGGCAUCUUGGCCGACGAAAUGGGUCUGGGAAAGACAUUGCAAACCAUCUCAUUCUUUGCCUACCUCAAAUCCAAAAAUGUUUGGGGACCUUUUCUCGUCGUGGCUCCCAAGUCCACCACGCUAAAUUGGCUCAGGGAGAUCCAAAAGUUCUCGCCGAGCAUUCCGGGCUUGUGCUACAUGGGGAGCAAGGAGGAGAGACGGGUGCUUCGAUCUCAACAUCUCAGAAAGCCAGGCACGGUCCAGGAAAAGAGCAGAUUUCCAGUCGUCAUUACGAGCUACGAAGCCGCUAUCGCUGAUCGAGUCGCAUUGGCACAACAUGAUUGGAAGUUCCUCGUUGUGGAUGAGGGUCACCGCAUAAAGAAUAUGGAGUCAAAGUGAGUUGGCCGCUUUUGACCCCAUCGCGAAGUCGUCUGGCUUGCGCUUGCUCAUCACUUGUGCCAAUUUGCUGCGACAGACUCAUCACCGAGCUCAAAAAGUACAGGACUGCCAACAGACUGCUGCUGACAGGCACUCCUCUUCAUGUAAGUCGAGCUCCUGUAUGUGAACUGGAUUGCCAAGCUGAAAGUCGCGCUGCCACGCGCACAGAACAACCUCCGAGAGCUAUGGUCGUUGCUCAACUUUAUCCUUCCAGACAUAUUUGAUGAUCUGGCGACAUUCGAGUCUUGGUUUGACUUUGACGGAUUGCACGACGGAGAGUCGUCCGCCUUUCUCACGCAAGAUUACCGCAAGAAUGUGGUGGAACAGCUGCACGCCAUCUUGAAGCCCUUCUUGCUCAGACGCACAAAGGAUGACGUGGAGAAUUUGCCGCCAAAGAAGGAGUACCUGUUGUAUGCGCCACUCACCGCUGAGCAGAAACAGCUGUACGAUGCCGUUACUGACAGGACCAUAAGAAGGGUACUUUUGGAAAGGAAGACGGGAAUGUCGUGGGACGAAAUCGUCAAGGUCAGACCUGAUUGUAGAAAAUGGGCCAGCUUGGACAAGGAUGGCAAGAGCAUUCAAGGGCCCCUGUACGGCAAUCCCGAGGAUGGAUAUGCUGUUCGCUCCGAGUCCUUAUCCGAAGAUGAAGUGGAGGAGAGCACAUCUGUGGGCAAACGACGAGCGCAGAAAGAGCAAGGCUCGGGAGAUAGAAAGGGAAGAGCUAGACGAGCGAAAAAGAACAUUACGUAUGAUGAGCAUCGGUUGUCGGAUGAUGCUUGGGCCGAGAAAAUCGAGGCGGAGUCGAGCGACGAGGAGCAGGUCGACCCUAUCGUCGACCCGGCCGAUGUUGCGCACCAAGGCAAGCUGCACGCGAUCCAAGAAGCUCGUGAGUGCAUGCUGGUCUCAUCCAGCUAUGCAAAGUUGCCAAUGUGGAUCUUCCUGACGCGUUGCGCCCUCUACUUUCAGGUCGCGUCAUCAACGAUAUGAAAAUGUCCAAUACUGCCAUGCUUCUCCGACAAAUUUGCUGUCAUCCGUACGAAGUUGAUUGGCCAAAGGACGAGAAUGGACACGAAAUCAUCAGCGAUGGUCUGAUCAAUGCGUCUGGGAAGAUGCUCAUGCUCAACCGUCUCCUCGAAAGGCUGUUCAAGGGAGGACACAAGGUGUUGAUUUUCAGCCAGGUUAGCGAUGACUCGCGUCUCGAGUGACAUGCGCUUCGAAAGCUUACUCUGAAAUCUCGUGGCCGCUUUCACAGUUCACCAAGAUCCUUGAUAUCAUCGAAGACUGGGCUCAGGGUGCGUUUCUCGGAGAUGUGAGGAAAUCGCUUUCAAGAGCUCAUCGCGCUUCUCGUCUCGUUGCUGCAGAGGAUAAAAGCUGGAAUACUUUCCGCAUUGACGGGAAUACUUCCUUGCAAGAUCGCGAGGAUCAGAUGAACGCCUUUAACAAUGAAAAAGGACCCGACGCUGUCAAUCUGUUCCUUCUUAGCACGCGCGCCGGUGGACUUGGCAUCAAUCUCAUUGCCGCUGAUACGGUCAUCUUCUACGACAGCGAUUGGGUGAGUGUGUAAGAUCGAUCGAGGCUUUGAUGCGACAUGUUGUACUAACGCUUGCACCUCAUACACCUCUACAGAACCCGCAAGCGGACUUGCAGGCGCAGGAUAGAGCCCACCGUAUUGGUCAGACGAAGCCCGUGCUGGUUCUCCGACUUGUCGCCGCCAACACGUUCGAGCAGCGCAUUCUGCGUCGAGCCACUGCCAAGCGUCAAUUGGAAAAGAUGGUGAUGGCAGAGGAUCAAUUCCGGGGCAUUUCGCUAGACGCAAUGAAGUCGAUCCGAUCGGGUCGACAGAAUCAAAAGUACACCAUCUCGGACGUGUUUAUGAGGUUGGAGCCGGAAAAGGUUCAGCUGGCUGGGAAGGGCGAUCAGAUCAUCAGCGAUGCGAAUCUGGAAAUGUUGCUGGAUAGGAGUCCGGAAGCUUUCAAGAGAAAGAGCGGAUGGGUCACCAGUAGGCAGGGCAAGACGCUUGCGGGCGGAGCUCAGAAUGAGGACGAUGAGGCGCAGAUGGCGUUUGAGGUGACCGAGACGGACGCAAAGCAGGAUGAAAGUGAAGGUGAGCUGGCACUUUGCGGAGCAUAAUGCCUUGCCCUUUUCGUCCAUGUUGACCGCGUAAGGAACGCUUGAUCCUUUAGAUCGCGAGCUCAAGCAGCUGUACGGAGACACUUCGAAGGGCGGAUACGAUUAA